CGGGCCUAAAGGUUUAGAAGUUAUCUCAAAGACUUUGAUCGAAAUGUUUGUUCAACCUAGAAUAUUGACCGAAAACCUUUGUGCUCCACAAUCCUCAUCACAGUAUUUAGUCCAAGUUUUGGUACCUGAAACUGCGAUUAGGCUUAUUGCAGAGGAUCUUGGAGGUAUUCCUUUAAAUAUGGCAAAAAAUGUUAUGAACGAUAGUGUUGAAUUUGGAUUUUAUGUUCAUAAAGAUAGUAAUACGUAAUUUUACUUAUUCAAUGUAUUGUAAUUAUGUUUAAUCAAUGCAUUAUAUUUUACCAAAAUAUAUUUUCUUUAUUACACUAUUUUCAAAUACACCAAGUAAAUAAUUAAUAUAAAAAAUAAAAAAUACUCAAGAAAAAUUAAACCACUUUUUGAAACCA
Rhizophagus irregularis DAOM 181602=DAOM 197198 is the source of this 404-nucleotide messenger RNA. Lineage: Eukaryota; Fungi; Glomeromycota; Glomeromycetes; Glomerales; Glomeraceae. The record is from RefSeq and is a predicted model, not a curated record.